GCAACUUGCAAUCAUGAUCGAAGAGUGAACUUGUGAGUUGUAAGUCGUAGCUAGCUGGGCAAAGUGGUGCUUGGAGAAUUGCGGGAAGAGGCCACGGAAGAAGCGAAGCUGCAAAGCUCCUGCGUGGCAGAUGGGGUCCAUCAAGAAGCUCCGGCUUCUGUGCCUACAUUCCUUUCGAACCAGCGCCCAUAUCUUUCAGAAGCAGAUGGAGCGGGCCAUGUGGACACAGCACUUUGAAGAGCAGUUGGACAUGGUGUUCUUGGAUGCCCCACACCAGGCAGCUGGCCCGUCUGAUGUUGCGGCCGUUUAUGACCCUCCAUACUUUGAGUGGGCGAAUCUAUCGGAUGACCGGAAGGAGUUCCGGGGCAUUGAUGACACCAUCGCUUACGUCACAGACUACCUAACAAUGCACGGGCCCUUUGACGGCCUCAUGGGCUUUUCCCAAGGAGCCAUUGUCUCCUCUAUUCUUGUCGCACUCCAACAAAAGGGCGCGGUUUUGCAAGGCGUUCCCCCGCUGAGGUGCUGCGUCUUCGUUGGAGGAGGCCGGUCACGUGCCGAGGCUUUCCGGGACCUCUACGAAACACCCAUCCGCUGCCCGUCGCUUCAUCUUAUCGGUGACAACGACUUCAUGAAGCUAUCCUCCCAAAAGCUCGCAUCCGCGUUUCAGAACCCGACGGUUGUACGGCAUCCUCAGGGCCACGUGGUCCCAAAACUAGAUGACGCGGCCCUGAAAGCAUGCCAGAUCUUCUUUGCGAGAAUCCAAGAAGCAGCACAGGAGCAUCGCGUCUCUGCGUUAUAGCUAGAAGUACCUCGAGCUCAACUCCGUCGGCUUUCCAAGCCGCUCCUAUCAGUCUGAGUCCCUUUGAGAAGCAGCGAGAAACCUGUCAUGCUGAGUUUUCAAAAAGCGGGGGGUCCGACCGUUCUUUUCUCAGAUUCAAUGUAACCGCGCGCUCUACAUGCCAGCAAUUGGUGUG
Klebsormidium nitens is the source of this 974-nucleotide messenger RNA. The record is from the annotation of a GenBank genome assembly. NCBI's taxonomy places the organism in Eukaryota, Viridiplantae, Streptophyta, Klebsormidiophyceae, Klebsormidiales, Klebsormidiaceae.